AUGGCUCCUUCAACCUUCAAGCUCAACACUGGCCAGGAGAUUCCUGCUGUCGGACUCGGUACUUGGCAGUCCCCCGCAGGCGAGGUUGAGAAAGCUGUUACAUAUGCUCUAAAGGACGGAUACAAGCUGAUCGACUGCGCCUACUGCUACGGAAACGAAGAGGAGGUUGGCGCUGGUCUCAAGGCUGCCUUUGAGGCUGGUGUCAAGCGUGAGGACAUCUUUGUCGUUACCAAGGCCUGGGCUACCUACAACACCCGCGUCGAGCUGGCUCUCGACAAGAGCUUGAAGGCCCUGGGCCUUGACUACGUCGACCUUUUCCUAGUACACUGGCCCCUACUCCUUAACCCGGAGGGUAACGACGACAAGUUUCCCAAGAAGCCUGAUGGUUCCCGAGAUGUCAUUCGAGACUACAACCAUGUCGAUGGCUGGAAGCUCAUGGAGAAACUACCCGCUACUGGCAAGACGAGAGCUGUCGGUGUUUGCAACUACAGCAAGAAGUACCUGGAAGAGCUUCUGCCUCAUGCAACUAUCGUGCCCGCCGUUAACCAGAUCGAAAACCACCCUGAGCUUCCCCAGCAGGAGAUCGUUGACUUCUGCAAGGAGAAGGGCAUCCAUAUUGAGGCUUACAGUCCUCUUGGCAGCACAGGCGGUCCCGUCAUGAGUGCUGAGCCCGUUGUCAAGAUUGCCGAUAAGAAGGGCGUUUCUGCCUCUACUGUGCUCCUCAGCUACCACGGCAACACCGUGCUCGCCAAGUCGGUCACCCCUGAGCGCAUCACCGCUAACAAGACCAUCGUCGACCUCGAUGACGAAGACAUGAAGGCUCUUAAUGACUACUCUGCCGAGCUCCAGAAGAAUAACCAAGUCAAGCGAUAUGUUUACCCUCCUUUCGGUAUCGAUUUCGGCUUUCCCGACAAGUCAUGA
Messenger RNA from Fusarium pseudograminearum CS3096, 921 nucleotides. RefSeq lists its product as uncharacterized. Gene Ontology annotation, cellular component: cytosol. The transcript has 5 exons. Gene Ontology annotation, molecular function: aldose reductase (NADPH) activity. The record is from RefSeq and is a predicted model, not a curated record. NCBI's taxonomy places the organism in Eukaryota, Fungi, Ascomycota, Sordariomycetes, Hypocreales, Nectriaceae. The coding region runs from base 1 to 921 and encodes 306 amino acids.